CACACAUCACUAUCAACGGAAUUCAUUUUAGCAAACAUCUCUCUGGGAUUCCGAGCAUAGAAGGCAAGUUUAAUCGUCCCCAAAACAACCCGGAUACCUUGGCAAGUGCGUGUUCACUGUUUCGAUAGAAGUCGGUGCUGCCUCUGGUCCAUAUAGUCCCGCUCUCCCGCUCGAAUGCAUUGCCCAAGGUUUUCAGGCGGGCUGAGCUGAGUGUAGUCAUAGGUUGAGCUGCAUGCCCCGCAAUUGCAGAAAAGUGCGGACAGAGCAGAAGAUUGUUCCCCGACUCAGGCAGCAUGCUGUCCGGUAGACCCACGGGUGGCAGGGCGAUUGGAAGCGAUUCGCACAAACAAUACCGAAUGGCGCUGGAUCAUUGCGCACGGUUAUAUUCUAGGAUUGCAUGAAGGAUAAAGAAAAUAGUUGAACAUGGUAAAGGGGCAUACAAUGAAUAUGGAUAAAGCCUCGUCUAAGGUCUCUGGAUCCAAAUGUCACACCACCUGGACGCUGCCCCGGGCGGGGACCAGCAGUGUGUGACGUUGACGGGCGUGUGGCGAGGAGAGGAGAGAAGGAGGCCCCGGACACGGUAGCUCUCAGCUGCGACUUGGCAUUAAAUUGGCCCAGGCUUGGCCCUGUGCUUUGAGGAGGAGCUGAGAUUGUGGAGCCCUGCCAUGGUCUAAUAUAUCAGCAUGGAUGGAGUCAGAGUCAGCUUCAGUCAGAGGACCUGCUCUUCCUAAUGCGACACUCCUUCCUCUUAAAGCAGAGGACUAACCAAUUACACGGGGAUUAAGCCUAACCCUACGGCUUCCUGUUCUACCACCCCGUGAAGAAGUGAACUGAGCAUUAUCAAACUAUUUUAGAGGACUUUCGUUUUUGUCUACUAUUUUGGGGGAUUUACUUCAUCGCCUUCAAUCCUUUUCCCUUUUUGAGGCAGUUCCCCUCCUUCUGUUUUUCCACUAUGGAGUUUCAGGUCAGGCUGUGGAAUAAAAAUUGGGGUUCAUUUCUGCGUUUCUGGUUGACAGUCCUCCUGAGCCUCAACUUGCACUUCAGCCGCCCCGCAGCCUCGUGCCCGGAGGAGUGCCGCUGCGACAAAACAUUUGUUUACUGCAACGAGCGGAGCCUGACGUCGGUACCUCUGGGGGUGACAGAGGGCUACAAGAUCCUCUACCUCCACAACAACCAGAUCAACAACGCUGGGUUCCCAUGGGAACUACACAAUGUGGCCUCUGUGGAGACGGUGUUUCUCUAUGGCAACCAGCUGGAUGAGUUUCCUCUCAACCUGCCCAAGAACAUCCGGGUGCUCCACCUGCAGGAGAACAACAUCCAGACCAUCUCCAGGGCUGCCUUGGCCCAGCUUCCCCGCCUAGAGGAGCUCCACCUGGAUGAUAACUCCAUCUCUACCGUGGGGGUGGAGGAGGGGGCGUUCCGGGAGGCCGUCAGCCUCAAGCUGCUCUUCCUCACCAAGAACCACCUGAGCAGUGUCCCCAUUGGUCUUCCGGAGGACCUCAAGGAGCUGCGAUUGGACGAGAACCGCAUCGCCGUCAUCGCUGAGGAAGCGUUUCAGAACGUGACGCGGCUCCAACGCCUACUGCUGGAUGGGAACUUGUUGACGGAUGAGGGCGUGGCCCCGGGGACGUUCCAGGAGCUGUCCACCCUCCGGGAGCUGGCGCUGGCUCGUAACUCUCUGACAUUCCCCCCACCCCUCCUCCCGACCCAGUCCCUGGUCAAGCUCAGCCUGCAGGAUAAUCAGAUGGACCAUAUUCCAGUGAUGGCCUUCUCCGACCUUCAGAGGCUCGAGAGACUGGAUAUAUCCAACAACCAGUUGCAGACGCUGACACAGGGGGUAUUUGAUGGCCUCGUCAGCCUCAGACAGCUCACCGUUCGGAACAACCCGUGGCGCUGUGACUGCACUGUCAAAUGGGUGGUGGUGUGGCUCAAGUCACUGCCAGGCUCCAUCAACGUGCGCGGGUUCAUGUGCCAGAGCCCCGAGAGGGUGCGCGGCAUGGCAAUCAGAGAACUCACCCUGGAUGCUAUCCAGUGCUCAGCCGGGACAGACCUCCAGCCCGACCUCUGGCCCACCCUGCGCUCUACGCCCCCACACCCCCAACUCCCCACCACCUCCUCCACCACCUUCCUUACCACCGCCAUGACCACUUCCAUCCCUAUCUCCACAUCCUCCUCCUACCUCACAUCGCCCUCCCUUCCCCCUGCUCUGCCUCCCCACCCCGCUGGACCCCUGCCCCCUUACGAGGAUCCCCUACAGAUAUCCUUCCACGUGGUCAACGCCUCCUGCAUCGAGGUGAGCUGGGAUUCCUACUUCACCGUUACGGCCUACAAGGUGACCUGGGUCAAGAUGGGCAAGAGCCUAAUGAGCGACGUCAGCCGCGAGAGGACGCUGAGUGGGGACAGGCGGAAGCUAAGCUUGACCAACCUGGAGCCCAAGUCAGUGUACCGGAUAUGUGUGUACGUACUGGACACCCUCAACUCCUACCGCCCAGGCGAGGAUACAAUAUGCUCAGAGGCCAGGACCAAGUCGGCCUCAUCCAACUCCAAUAACAAGUCCACAGGGUCAGAGCAAGCCCAACAGGACGCCCACUCCACCCUCCUUUUGGCCGGGGUGAUUGGUGGGGCCGUCCUGGUCGUCCUGGUAAUACUGCUGAGCCUGUUUUGUUGGCACAUGCACAAGAAGAGCCGCUCGGAGUCGUCCAAGUGGAAAUACAACCGGGGCAGGAGAAAAGACGACUACUGCGAGGCUGGGACCAAAAAGGAUAACUCUAUACUGGAAAUGACUGAGACCAGCUUCCAGAUAGUCUCGCUGAACAAUGAGCAACUUUUGAAAGGGGAUUUCAGGAUUCAGCCCAUCUACACACCCAACGGAGGCAUCGGCUUCAGAGACUGCCACCUCAGUGACAAUAGCUUAGCCUACUGCAAGAGCAGCAAUGUUCCCAGCACCGAGUUCUGCCACACGUGAUGCUUCUCACAGGAUAUUCCCACACCGGUUGUCUGACAGAAGAAAAAAACAACAAAGUAGUUAAAUAUACUGUACCAUAUAUAUUUCCAAGUUCUGUCUACGAUGUAAUUUAUACUGUGGACAAUAAUGUGGAAUUCUAUCUGCAAUCUUUUUUUAUUCUUAGUAAAAAAGGAAUACAUGUGUUUUCUAAUCAGCGGGUUUUAAGUACAGUAAGUGGUUUUUGCUCAAGUAUUGUCUGUACAUAGAAAUUUGUACAAUCACGGCACGCUGGGUUGGUUCGGACGAACGGUGUCCUGUCUGUCAGGAUUUUGGGUUGUUGGGCGCUAUGAGGGCUGGGAUUCUUUGCUAACCACAGAAACAAAAAUAUGGCCUUUGUGCAGAGCCACCCCCUCACAGAAACACUAGUUAAGAUAACACAGUGGUCUGGCAAAACUAACACUGCUGAUUAGACUGCAGUGGAAAAUAAGCACUGGUGGUAUUUUUUUUAAGAAUCAAAGUGCACUUCCUAAUGCAACAGAGAGUGUAAGCAGCCAUUCAAAUGAGCUUUUUGUGGAAAUCCCAUCAGAGGAAUGGGCACACUCUUCAACACCCCCUUUUGCCCUCACAAGACUAAGUGAACACGUUUGAAUGUGGAAGGGAUGGGAGGGAGACUACCUUAACAGGACUAAGUGAACAAUUUUCAAUGUGGUAGGGAUGGGAGGGAUAAUGCUGUCGCUGUUGGAUAUAGAUUUGCCUCCAUUGAUACAGGAGGUUUUUCCAGUUGUGGCCACUAGGGGGCAUGUUUUCUCAGUCAGUAUAGAGUAGAGAGAGAGGUAGCGGUAGUCUAAGAGUUCCCUUACCUCCAGCAUCCCAUGAGUCCAUUACCUCAGAUGCAUUGCAUUACAUUACAUUACUCAUUCUCAAAUGGCAUUGUUUAGAGUAUUAAUGGUCGCAGAGCUACUUAUGGAAUCAUUUAAGAUGAACAGUACUCAGCUCUGUUGUUCAGCGGCUAAAUGAUACGGAUAUUAUCAUGGCGGAGGUCCAUGAGGUUGUGUUGCGUGUCUUGUCUUUGCCAGGUGGUGUCUGCCGUGAUGAUGAAUGUGGAGCAGAUACACUCACAGUUAUACAUUCCUCGGCCUUUCUUUUGUCCUUUAUUGUUAAGUACUCAAAUGAAAAUUGAGUGUGAAUCACAAUAAACAGUCGAGGCAUUUAUCUGUUAUCUGCUUUACAAUGUGUUGAUAGAAGGACUUUCCUACUGUAGCAUGUGAUGUGUUUUAUUGUCUACAUGGGAUUGGCUAUUCUAUUGAUUAAUUGAUUGAUUGGUUCGAGCUACACAUUCAUCAUCAAUUCCAAACAAUGUUGGCUCCCAGUUAGGAAUGCCUGGUACCACUGAGGAGUCUUUAUUAUGCACUUCUUACUCAGACUUUAUUUGCUUUGACAAGAUUUUAUUUUGCAGACCGAGUUCAAAGAAUCCACCCCCCCUCUGCCCCACUCAUAAUCCUCAUACAAAAAAGGGAGAAAAUAUGCAGACUUUAUUUUUCACUUGGCAGUUCGAAUCACAAGCUGGGAGAGGGAGAAGAGUGAGAGAGAGAGGGGAAGGUCAAAUGACAAGAGUUAACCAUUCACAGGGCACCAAGUCACUGGUUUAAAUACACCGUAAAACCACUACAUUGCAUUGUUUUGGCUUGAAUUUGAAAGUAUCAAUAGUAAACACAAUUUUAAGAGUGGAACUCUCGCUUUGUGCUCAGGUGUUAAUGGACAAAUUCUCUGCUGUCUAGUCUCUCUUUGAAGAAUUGCCAUGCCAGUGCAUAUCUGCCGUUAGUAAUAACUCCUUCAGUAGAUCCAGAAAUAGUAGGUAGGGAGCUUAUGACGCAAUAGACACUAUAAUGCCAUUAUUCACGUUGAUGCUUAAGCUUUCAUGUGUGCUUUCAUAGGGUUUUGAGUCAAAUUUAUAUUUAUAAAUCAGAAUAAUUUGUUUCGUUUAGAAAUAACAGUUGCUCUUCUGUGGUUAUCAAAGUGUCACCACUUUGUCUACAAACGUACACAUAUCGGUUUAUCACCCUGUGUUAAAGCUCCACCAGCGGAAGCUGACCUGAAGUCAGUUUGACACUGCUACAUGGCAAGUUAUGUAAAACAUCCCACCGACAUUUACUGACCUAAGGUCACACUACACGGCUACAUGGCCGUAGUGCUUUUUGCCUGUGGCAAAGUCAGCCUGUCUGACAACAAUCCCAUACAGCAAAGUAUCUUUAUUUUCAUUAGUGAUUAGGAUUUAAAUGUAAUGUUAGUCUUUCAGGCCAACCUGUUGCAACACUUUUCCCCAAAUUAAAGAAUGUUCCAAGAAGUGAUAGAGGUCCAUUUAUUGCCUUACCUUUAUGCAGUACUGUACCGGCUAACUGCACUUAGUUUGUUCAAGGACUUUUUCAGAGAAGAAGUAAUGUUUAAACUGUGAAAGAGACAAUGACAGUAAUUGAAUAGUUACUGUAUGGAAAGCACAUUUUUUCAUAUUGGUGAAAAAAACUAAGAGUGACAGACAGCAAUAGACCCAACACAUAAUUAAUGAAAGCCUGUUCAUUCGUAACGACGCCUUGAGUGGUGCUGGGUAAUGAUACAAAGUGACUGAGAAGCCUUGUUGUUUAUUUGUGGCAGUACAUUACUCUUAAUUCCCUCCCUCAUUUGAAGAAAGUACACAAACGCAAUGGCGUGACCAAUGGAAUUAGACCGAACACAUUAGAGAAAGAGGGAGAAAGAGUGAAAGAAAAAGAGUGACUGUAACCUCUGUUUAUUACUGUUUCAGGCUUUGAUAGUAAUUUCCUUAAAGCUCAAUAAUUCUCAUUGGAAUAAUUAUGUUAAAUCACUGAGAGGUCAAAUCAAAAUAAGCACCCAAGUGAAUAAAGUUGAAUACAUUUUAAGUCGUCUUUGUUCAGUUUGACGGCAAAACCCUCAUGUGAAAUUUACCUUGUAGACCAACAUAAAAGUCUUCAGCAAACUAGAAGUCUUCAGCAAACUAUUCAUGGGUGUUUGAAGUAAUUACAUUUUCUGUGUUUUGGAUAAUAAACACUUUCCCUUACAGCUGCUGGGUCGAAUUAAUGGAAAUAAUAUGAACAACGACAGGUUAUUUGUUCAUGUAUCAUUUGACAGAAGAAAGUAUGCUGAAAAUUAACAACGCGUAUCAUUUGGCUUGGGGUUCUCGGCUAUUAUGGCUUUUCAUUUCGACAUUGAGUUGUUUUGACUUUAAUAACGUAAACCAAUAUGCUACUUAGGAACCAAAGUUACAUUUCUUUUCUCAUGAUAAAAUAUUGUUGUUGUCCCAUGUAUGUGCCUUGAGGUUAACUUACGAUGUAAAGUCCUUGAAACCUUUAAAUGUUUUUGCACAAAAUGUAAAUAUAGAAGUUAAGCUUUUUGCAAAUAAAAGAGCCAUUAUGUGA
Molecule: messenger RNA, 6372 nt
Organism: Salmo salar (Atlantic salmon)
Lineage: Eukaryota; Metazoa; Chordata; Actinopteri; Salmoniformes; Salmonidae
Product: leucine-rich repeat transmembrane protein FLRT2
Molecular function (GO): protein binding
Source: RefSeq, a predicted model, not a curated record